This is a messenger RNA of Microthlaspi erraticum, 1080 nucleotides long. Lineage: Eukaryota; Viridiplantae; Streptophyta; Magnoliopsida; Brassicales; Brassicaceae. The record is from the annotation of a GenBank genome assembly.
AUGGGUUUGGUGGUGGUCAUAUCUCUUCCUCUAAUUUUCUUCUGUCUUCUUCUUGGAUUCGGCUGUUACUUCCUCGGGAAAUCUCGCGGCCGUCGAGAGAUCCACACAAAUCCUCAGGUGUACGGCGCUCCUGCUCCACCUCCCGGUGCAACCAUCUCCACCACCUCCUCUCCCCCGAUUAGAGCUAUUGUGCCCAUUGCUAACUACAAUGAGAAGGACAAGACGUUUGUGUAUCAGGAAGAAGGGACUGCUGUUUUUAAGCUGUACGCUGUACAUUCAGGGCAUGAGCCCGGGGCGAUGGAUGGGAAUGCGAGAAUCAUGCAUCGGGUUGUUGGUCAUAAGGGUUUUCUGAUGGAUCAGGACACAGUCUAUGGAGUGAGGGAGGAGUUAGAAACCGAAGGGGUUGGGUUGAUUGCGAAGGAUGAUGGUGGGGAUAUGCAUUUUGCUGUGAUGCAUCAGGUUCAGGAGCUAAGGAGUGAGCUUGGGAAUCUAGAAGGAAAGAUUGGGAAGAUUCCACAAGAGAUGUUGGGUUCAGUGUCCAGAGAGUUGUUUGAGAUGCUCAACAAGAUCAGGAAUAUUGGUGAUGAGAGUGUGAAGGGCACAACAGGGUUGAUUUCUGACAAGGCGCACUCUGAUGAAAUACUUGUUGGAGAUAAUGAUUUAGCGCAUUGGAGUGACCAUCACCAUGAGCAUAUAUAUGGAGAUGGGAAGGAUGCAGAACUUAUUGAAGAUGAUGAGGAUAGUUUUGGGAGGAGCCUUGAUGAUGUUGUUCCUUGGGAGCAGAUAAGGCCACCGUCAGGGUGUAGAAGUCCAAAGGAUCUCUUGUCUGAGACAUGUAAGCCUGAGAAAUGGUUGAAGUGCAAUGACUUUGAUGAGAAGAGCAUUCUGAAUUGUGAAGAUUCUAAACUAACAAAACCGAUGAGACACGGUGAAGGUAUAGUAGCAGAUGUAGGUUUAGUUGGUAUACAAGUCGAUAGCUUCUAUCAAGAAAACGCCAAAUGGUAUGAUUCUCCUUGUGGUUUGGAUUCAAACACGGACUGUGAAGACAAUGGAUUCAGCAGACACGGGGAGAUUUUGUAG